AUGAGCUCAAUUGGAUUAGCCCAUAACGUGACCAUUUUAGGGUCGGGGGAGACUACCGUUGUCCUCGGACAUGGUUACGGCACCGACCAAUCCGUGUGGAAGCUUCUCGUCCCGUACUUGGUGGACGACUACAAAGUCCUGCUCUACGACCACAUGGGCGCGGGGACCACCAAUCCCGACUAUUUCGAUUUCGACCGUUAUUCCAGCUUGGAAGGCUAUUCCUACGACCUCAUCGCCAUUCUGGAGGAGUUCCAGGUCAGCAAGUGCAUUUACGUGGGCCACUCCAUGUCGUCCAUGGCCGCUGCCGUGGCAUCUAUUUUCAGGCCGGACUUGUUUCACAAGCUCGUCAUGAUCUCGCCCACCCCGAGGUUAAUCAACACAGAGGAGUAUUAUGGUGGAUUCGAGCAGAAGGUGAUGGAUGAGACGCUGAGGUCCUUGGACGAGAACUUCAAGUCGUUGUCGUUGGGACAUGCGCCGCUUUUGCUAGCUUGUGACUUGGAAUCGGCGGCCAUGCAGGAGUACUGUAGGACCCUGUUCAACAUGCGGCCUGAUAUUGCCUGCUGCAUAACCCGUAUGAUAUGCGGGCUCGACCUGAGGCCCUAUCUCGGCCAUGUCACAGUCCCGUGCCACAUCAUCCAGAGCUCCAAUGACAUUAUGGUCCCAGUUGCGGUGGGAGAGUACCUGAGAAAGAACUUGGGAGGUCCAUCGGUUGUGGAGGUGAUGCCAACCGAGGGCCACCUGCCGCACCUCAGCAUGCCGGAGGUCACAAUCCCGGUGGUGCUCCGCCACAUAAGACAGGACAUCACGGAUCACUGA
Molecule: messenger RNA, 816 nt
Organism: Striga hermonthica
Lineage: Eukaryota; Viridiplantae; Streptophyta; Magnoliopsida; Lamiales; Orobanchaceae
Source: the annotation of a GenBank genome assembly